AUGGCUCAGCCAAACAAUCCAGACGCGACCACUGUAAAAUUGGUAGUAGUAGGCGACGGUGCUGUCGGAAAAACAUGCCUUUUGAUUUGCUAUACCACAAACGAAUUUCCAAAGGACUACGUUCCAACAGUGUUUGACAAUUACAUAGCACCAAUGACGGUUGAUGGCAAGGCGAUAAACUUGGGGUUGUGGGAUACGGCCGGGCAAGAAGACUACGAGCAGCUCAGGCCAUUGUCCUACCCAAACACAGACCUUUUCCUUCUCUGUUUUUCGGUAAUAUCGAGAACGUCCUUUAACAAUAUCACAGCAAAGUGGCUUCCCGAGAUUCGUCAUUAUGAACCAAAAUGCCGCGUCAUGCUUGUCGGAACGAAAACCGAUUGCCGAAACGAUGAAGCUGUUCUUCGUAAAUUGGCCGAAGACAAUCAAAAACCAUUAACAACAGAAGAUGGCGAAAGGCUUGCCAAAGAGAUCAAAGCAUCGUGUUAUAUGGAAUGUUCUGCUUUGACACGUUCGGGUCUUAACCAAGUAUUUGAUGAAGCUUUACACACAGUCUUGAACCAAACGCAACAGGCCAAAAAAACGAAAUUUUGCACCUUGUUGUAA
Messenger RNA from Entamoeba invadens IP1, 603 nucleotides. Its product is annotated as RAC GTPase, putative. Bases 1 to 603 code for a protein of 200 amino acids. The transcript is spliced from 2 exons. Gene Ontology annotation, molecular function: GTPase activity; GTP binding. Lineage: Eukaryota; Evosea; Mastigamoebida; Endamoebidae. The record is from RefSeq and is a predicted model, not a curated record. Gene Ontology annotation, biological process: small GTPase-mediated signal transduction.